AUGGCAUUGGACAGCGUAGUGGCAAAGUUGUUGGUCCAACAACAGGAAGCAUCAGAACGGCAGCAGCGGUUAAUUGAAACGCUGGCGAGUUUAAUACAGAACAACAAAGGGGGUAGUAGUUUGCAGCAACAACAGCAGCCAGAGGCAUUAGCAGACAUCAUUUCUCGCGGUAUUCAUGAGUUCAUUUAUGACCCAGAUAAUAACCAAAUUUUCUCAAAUUGGUUCAGCAGGUACGAACAGCAUUUUACGGAAGAUGCGAAAUCAUUGGACGACGCCUGCAAACUACCUAAAGACUGCGAUUUCCAAAAUACAGUUCGGCAAUUGAAAAAACUUUUUGAUCGUCAAGAGUCAAUAUUCAGUGUGCGUUAUAAAUGUUUACAAAUCACCAAAGAAGAGUCCGAAGAUUAUACCGCAUACUCAGGUCGAGUAAACAGUCAGUGCGAAAAAUUUUUCCAAGGCAAAAUGUCUUCUGCGGAAUUAAAAGUGCUUAUAUUUAUAUGUGGACUUCGAUCACCGGCAUAUAACGACAUUCGGGGAAAAUUGCUUUCAAUGCUAGAUACAAAUGUAGAUACCACAUUGGAGCAAUUGACAUCAGCAGCGCAAAGACAAAUUGUUUUGCGUGACGAUACAAAGCUUGUUGAAACCACAAAUCCUUCGACGGUGAAUGCGAUUUCUGCAGAUG
Messenger RNA from Rhagoletis pomonella (apple maggot), 682 nucleotides. RefSeq lists its product as uncharacterized. NCBI's taxonomy places the organism in Eukaryota, Metazoa, Arthropoda, Insecta, Diptera, Tephritidae. The annotation marks the transcript as partial. The record is from RefSeq and is a predicted model, not a curated record. The transcript is spliced from 2 exons.